Phyllostomus hastatus (greater spear-nosed bat) is the source of this 2874-nucleotide messenger RNA. It is a transcript of the gene MORC1, whose product is annotated as MORC family CW-type zinc finger 1. The record is from RefSeq and is a predicted model, not a curated record. NCBI's taxonomy places the organism in Eukaryota, Metazoa, Chordata, Mammalia, Chiroptera, Phyllostomidae. Gene Ontology annotation, cellular component: nucleus. The coding region runs from base 1 to 2874 and encodes 957 amino acids. Gene Ontology annotation, molecular function: zinc ion binding. The transcript is spliced from 27 exons.
AUGGGUGACAAGUAUGCUAGUCUGCGGCGGGCCGAGCUGCAUCUGGAUUUCAUCCAUGCCAACUCCACCACUCACAGUUUCCUUUUCGGAGCACUGGCAGAGUUGCUGGACAAUGCAAGAGAUGCAGGGGCUGCAAGACUUGAUGUGUUUUCAGUGGAUGAUGAAAAACUGCAGGGUGGAUUCAUGUUGUGCUUCCUGGAUGAUGGAUGUGGGAUGAGCCCUGAGGAAGCUUCAGAUAUCAUUUACUUUGGAACAUCCAAGAAACGGUUGUCGCCCUUGAAGUUUAUUGGACAAUAUGGCAAUGGUCUUAAAAGUGGAUCCAUGCGGAUUGGAAAAGACUUUAUUCUCUUUACAAAGAAGGAAGAAACAAUGACCUGUGUUUUUUUUUCUCAGACAUUCUGUGAAGGAGAAGGUCUGAGUGAGGUUGUGGUUCCAAUGCCCUCAUGGUUAACAAGAACCAGAAAACCUGUCACAGAUGAUCCUCAGAAAUUCUCAACAGAAUUGUUUAUAAUUUAUAAGUACUCUCCAUUUAAAACUGAAGUUGAAUUAAUGCGGCAAUUUGAUGUCAUCUAUGGCAAAUGUGGUACUUUCCUGGUUAUUUAUAACCUGAAGCUUUUGCUUAAUGGAGAGCCAGAGUUGGAUAUUAAAACUGACAACGAAGAUAUACUGAUUGCUGGAGCUCUUGAGGGUUUCCCAGAGAGAUGGUCAUUCAGAGCCUACACUUCUGUCCUAUAUUUUGACCCUUGGAUGAGAAUAUUUAUUCAGGCCAGAAGAGUUAAAACAAAACACCUAUGUCAUUCCCUCUACAGACCCAGAAAGUAUCUGUAUGUCACAACUUCUUUUAAAGGAGCAUUUAAAAAUGAAGUUAAAAAGGCAGAAGAAGCAGUAAAGAUUGCUGAACUCACCUUGAAAGAUGCACAAAUCAAGGUAAACCAGCCUGACAGAACUUCCUUGUCUUUUUCUACCCAGGAUGUAAUACAGAAAGCUUUGGAAGAUGUGGAAGCAAAGCAUAAGAUUCUUCAAGAGAAACGGAGAGAAUUAAAGAAAGCAAGGACACUUUCCCUGUUCUUUGGAGUGAACAUAGAAAACCGAAACCAAGCUGGGAUGUUCAUUUACAGUAAUAACCGCCUGAUCAAGAUGCAUGAGAAAGUGGGUCCGCAGUUGAAAAUGAAAUCCUUACUUGGUGCAGGUGUGGUUGGAAUUGUUAACGUACCCUUGGAGAUCAUGGAACCAUCACACAAUAAGCAGGAAUUUCUUAAUGUCCAAGAAUAUAAUCAUCUUCUAAAAGUCAUGGGACAGUUCUUGGUCCAGUACUGUAAGGACACUGGGAUCAGUAAUAGAAAUCUAACAUUGUUUUGGAAUGAAUUUGGAUACCAGAAUAACAAGGACACAGAGAGGUCUUUAGAUUCUAUUCAGUAUCAAAGAAGACAAGUCAUGGCCAUCCCAUUCAUGAUGCAGUGUGAUCUUUGCCUGAAAUGGAGAGUCUUGCCACUCUCUACUAAUUAUCAGGAAAAAGAAUUUGUUGACAUCUGGAUUUGUGCUUAUAAUCCUAACCGCUUGGAAAACAGUUGCCAUCAGAAAGAAUGCCUGCCUCCCAUUCCCCUGGGCACCAUGAGCACGGCAUCGCCAUCAAAAAACGAGAAAGACAAGCGACUUCAAGAGUCAGUCCAAAGGUAUCAGAAUCGCCUGGCAGAACAGCAGCCGCAACCUCAGUUUAUACCAACAAGCAGGAUCGCUGAGUUCACUCCCAUCUGCCAAACUUCAGCAUCAAAGGAAAACACAAAAACUCAGAAAAUCAGGCCUUCAGGUAACGACUUGAAGUAUGAGUCUUUUGCAUCCUUGGAGCUUUCUGUGAGCCACAGAGGCUGGAAAAGAAACACUGAAGGGGCAGACUCGGAUGUGGAGUACGUAUCAGAGACGAAAAUGGUGAAGUGUACACGGAAGAAAGUGAAGCCACGGCAGAGACAUUCAGCAGCCCUGCCAGAAAACGUCAGACUGUCUGAGAGAUCCCAGGCCUCUUCUUGGGAAAUGAAAUGGAAGCAGAAUCAGAAUCUGGUGCAGGAAUGUAAGGCUUUGAUUGAAGCCAAAACCAGCAACAGUGAUCCAGAUAUAAUCCUGAUUUUAGAUCAGGGUGACAAGAAUGUUUUAUUGAAACAAGAAAAAAAAGAAGAUUCUCUUAUGAAAAAAGAAAAACAGGAGCUGUGCAGCGAUACUACAGAAAUAAAGAAAAAUUCUUCAUUACCUAACUGGAAAAGUGUACCAUUGGAAGAUUUAAAUCCAAGUUCUGGACGCAAAGCCAGAGUUUCUCUAAGUGGCUGUGAAGAUGCUUCUUUGCUGGCAAAAUCUUAUCAAAACACAUCUGUCAAGGAAACAGUAAGAAAACUGACAUCUAACUUAUGGGAGAUUAUUCUGUAUUUCUUUCCAGAGUAUCAGCCACCAUCAGAAUUUGGCUGCUCAUCUGUGGAGGAAUUUGUAGCAAGUUUGGAGCUGGAGCAAUGCCCAGAGCAGACAAACAGAAAGCUGAAAAUGUGUUUCAAACAGAUCCAGAAUGUUUAUAUGGCCCAGUAUGAAGAGAAACUGAAGAGAAAAAUGCAGUCUAUUAUCUAUGAUGCUAAUAGGAGAGGAGUGAUUAAUGAAGUAACUCUGGUGCAAUGUGAGCAAAAAAGAAAAGUUACUGAAGAUAAACUGAACAAGCUUCGUGUGAAACUGGCAGCAGUGCUGCAGAAAUUCCAGCUGGGAGGACCAGGAGGAGACCUGGAACAGAUUGACCGUUAUUUAGAAGCUUUGCUGAAAGAAGAUAAUCUCCUUUUGGGGAACACUUCAAAUAGAGGAACUGCACAUACAGAACGUAGUCUCCCUUUAGAGAAGAAAUGA